AUUUAUAAGAUGUGUGUAUUAUUACACUGAUUUUGUCAGGAGGGGUGAAGCUUGUGGCUGCAGUUUUGUGUGUGGUGGGUCUGCGCCAGUCUGUGCGACGUGGUGAGCGGUGCUCAAACAGCCAGAUUAGAACGAUGUAUAAAAUUUAAAAAAUAAACAAUAUGGAGGCCGAUGCUAGGCGCUUAUCGGCCGUCAGCAUUCCUUCACAUUGCUUCGUUUAUUAAAAUAAACAUCUGUUAGAAAUAUGGUGAGAGAGUCAAAAUAUUGGAAAUACGAAGUGCCGCAAAUCGGCGCUCACGCGAGUUUACGUGUUUAAUGAGCGAUAAUCAUUAUGACGUAAUCCGCACGAGUCUAAAUUGGUCUAAAUAUAAAUUAAAGAAAAAUUAACAAGUUGUGCUUCCACAUUAAGUUAGUUUUUCGUCUGGUACAUCAGAGACGAGCUGUACAAUUACUAUCCAAAAUCAAAGCUCUAAUGGCGUUUUUAAGUCCUUUCUGAGUUUUAUCUCGUUCACUAGCAUCAUAGUGACUUACUGUUGAGUGCCAGACAGCAAGAUUUCAGUGGAAACCUAAGAUGGUAUACCUUUUGUUGACUAGAACAUGGUUUAGCAAUGAUACUAUUGAAAAUCAAGAGCCAGAGUAAAGCUGCUCAGCGCAAUGCUUUUCCUGACAUCUUUGGAUAUACAAAUAUCUUCUGUAUGAAAAUCAAUGCAGAUACGUAUAAGUAAAAUUAUCAUAAAAGUUAUCUCAAAACAAAUGAGGAUGUUCAGGCGCUGGGUGUGUCCAAAUUUUGUGAGCUGUGGUUCUAAGGCAGCAGGCAUUUUAGCUCCAUUGACGAUUCCUCCUUUACACAUUGCUUUUUUGUACCAUUUCUGGCAAGAAUUCUCACGAGAUGUAGACAAGCAAUACUGUUCCUGUUCAUGCUGGGACACAGUGUUCAAGGGAUCAUAUGAAUCUGGCAUUGCUUCGUACAAACACAUGUAUUUCAAUGCCACAUCCAACACCUUGAAGAUAUGGUUCACAGUUGUAAUUGGUGUGAUCACGUUUUACGAGACAGUGAAAUAUUUAACAUGGCUUGCUCUUCAGGGUCGUCUACGAUUUGGAAUGCUGAUCCUUUUUUCGACUGCUGUUUUUUCCCAUUACUACUCUUGGUGGGUUUACAUUAAUUACUGGAACGACGACUUUUAUUCCCAGUGGUAUCAUCAACUCUUUUUCUCCAUCACUGAGUUGAUCUCCACAUUUCUCGUCGUUCACUUGGCUGACUCUCAAAAUCCUGUCACGCAUAGAAAAGCAUUUGGCAUUGCUGCGAUUGCUAUUUUGCACAUUCUCGCCGGUAGUUGGGAUCAGUUUAUUAGAAAUGUCGUGAGAGGCGAAGGAUACGCGCAUCAGGUCGUUCGUGAUUUGGGUUUCAUGAUCCCAGACAUUCUUCAUGUUGUCCUAGCACUCGGGUCACUGCGAUGGCGAGGCAUUCCUAAUCUUCCAGGAUCUGGUAUGAGAGAUCCCAGCAUCAAGAAGGAUCUGACAUGUAUGUUGGGUAUGAUAGUGAUGGGCCUGUGCAUUUGUUCCAUCCUAUAACGCGUGAAACGAUUAUUCUAGCAAUUAGUGUUUUAGAAUGGCAAAAAGUUAAAGAAUUAGUCUUCAGCGAUUACCAAUGCCAAGUGGUACACGUAGUAUAUCCUUAGAACUGAUUAAAGUUAAAAGACAGAAUACAAAUCCCAUGGACAUUUAUUUGGUCAGAUAUUUUAUAAAAAUACUACCACUUCCUUGUGAAGGAAAUGUUAGUACGACUAUGCAUGCCAAUGACGUUUGUACUUACAGUUAGAGUACUCUUUUUUGCGAAUGAACUGACAAACGAUCUUUCAUGCAAUAGUAACGAAACAUGAAACGAAUAAUCUUUGUAUUGCGAAAAUGAAUGAUGAAUGCUUAGGAUCAACAAGAUUUUAAUACAAGAAGACUGUAACGAUGGUGCAAACAAAUAUUUGAUAUAAUUAACUGAGAUGGUAUUGAUCAUUAAUCGAGACAUAUGGGUAUUGAAUCCCGGUAAAACAUGACUUUGUACACUUCCACGAGGAGCUAGUAAUCGAAUAGUGAAAUAGAUUUGUAGCUAUGUAGGAUUUAGAAUACUGUAGAGAAUUAGAGACAACGACCCACCUCCAUUAUUUAUUGUGCAUCGUAUAUUAUCGUAUUUAUCGCAAACUUCUUCAUUUAAAAUGAGACUGCAAGUGUUGCGGAACGACAUUUUCAGCUAAUGCCACCAUCUCAGUCUACCUUAUCUAUCAAGUAUAUUAAGUUACCGUUGAUGUGUACUUUAAUAGUCAUUAGACAUUCGGCAAUAGUCAGAAUGAUAUAGUCCAAUUGUGGCAGCUAUACACACCUUGUACAAGAUAGUUGGAAUUACGUUGUUGUUUGCCUUAUCCUUAGACAUAAUAUUAGAACACAAUUAAACGUCGAUACGGUCUUUAAUGCAUUCAUUCGAUUGGUACAAAAGUCCGUUAUCAUAACCUAUCAUUUUUAAGCGUCAUUAUUGAUAGAUCGGAACGACCUAUUUCAAAAAUGGGAGAGUGAUAACUGUGUCGAUCGAUAUCGAUUCGAAGCGAUUUACGUUGGAUAUUAUCGUAUAAUUAGGUAUUGAGCGAGACAAAAUAAGUGAACAAAGAGUAUGACAUAGAACGAAUCUAUGGAGCAUCAUUCGGCGAAGCGGGAUCGAAUAAGACGUGCUAAUCGAUGCGCAAAAUGGCUAUAAGGUUUAAAGUGCCUAUAUGCGUCACAAGAGAUUUUGUUACUCGUUCGUUGAGACGAUUGCUGAUAUUAAGACUCUAGGUAUAACAUGUAUCAUAAUUGUUGUAAACUUUUUUUAUUGUAUUUACAUUUGCGUAGGAAUUCUUCCAGACUUUAAUCAAUUUAUUUUCAAAGGCACUUGUUUUAUUUAAUAUCUCUCUAGUAAUUAUAAAAAAAAUUUUAUAAAAUUUUUUUAACAGUGAUCUCAAGAAUACUCUAUAUAUUUGAUGACUAGCACUAAUUAUUGUUGACUCAAGGAUCGAAUCCUCUAAUAUGGUCGUGUCGAUCUAAAGUAAUACUAAGUAAAUUAGUUAUAUCGAUAUAAAAGCGAAUUCUUUCCCGCGCUUUCACCAUAAAAAACAUAACAGUAUUUAGUUUAGUUUGAAGUAUCAAGAAAAUGCUUUUUACAUGCAUGUAUCUUUUCGUUGUCAGUGUGAACAAUGUUAGUAAAUUCUUGUUAGUUACAA
Cephus cinctus (wheat stem sawfly) is the source of this 3242-nucleotide messenger RNA. RefSeq lists its product as uncharacterized. Bases 706 to 1572 code for a protein of 288 amino acids. The transcript is spliced from 4 exons. Lineage: Eukaryota; Metazoa; Arthropoda; Insecta; Hymenoptera; Cephidae. The record is from RefSeq and is a predicted model, not a curated record.